ACCCCGUGUUUCUCGGCGCUUUGCCGUGCUCCUCGGGCUUCUCUAGGUCUCCUGCUUCUUAGAGAACUUAGCAGCUUAAUUUCCAAAACUUAAAACAAGAGAAACGUCCCUUAAAAUGUCGAGGAAGGUGGUGGUCGACGUUAGAAGCGGUCAGGUAGCCGGCUAACCUGUCAAACCCGACUCAGCUGAGUGUCUUAAGGUUCUGCCUCCAUACUGGAGAAUUCUUGGGAUCAGCUUCCACAGACGAUACUGAAGAUACCUACUGGGCUGCAGAGACGCCGCUUUUAGGAGUCUUCCUCAGACCAUGGCGAACCGGGACGUAACCGAGAACACUCCUCUCUUGGGCAGUUCACUGAAUCUUGCCAGGCCGGAGUCCAUCUUCAAAGGCAGGGGGCUGGCAUGUGCCGCCAUUCUUUUGGCGGAGUCUCUGGAGCGAAUGGCCUUCUAUGGCGUCACCUCCAACCUUGUGCUUUUCCUGAACAGUAGCCCGUUCUACUGGGAGGCCACCCUGGCCAGCCAGGCUCCUCUGAUCUUCAUGGGUGUCACUUACUUGGUGUCGCCAUUUGGCGGCUGGCUGGCGGACGCGUGCCUCGGCAAGUUCUGGACCAUAGCUUGCAGCUUGGUCCUGUAUUUGGCUGGGAUGCUGCUCUUCCCUUUCGUGGCCAACGACAAGUCCAGGGUUGGCCUGUGUGGGCAGGAGAUGGCCUUUCCUGUCCAGCCAGUCGAUUGCUUCAAUAUGAACGGGACCCUUCCUCCUAACGUGACUUGCCUCCCCAGGAGCCCUUACUGUGGAACUAUAAUCUACAGUGGCCUGGUGUUGGUGGCUUUGGGAGUCGGGGCAGUGAAGUCCAACAUCACUCCCUUUGGAGCGGACCAGGUGAAGGAUCGAGGUCCAGAAGCGACGCGGCGGUUCUUUAACUGGUUCUAUUGGUGUAUUAACCUGGGGGCCAUCUUCUCUCUGGGGGGCAUCGCGUACAUCCAGCAAAACGUGAACUUUUCGGUGGGCUACAUCAUCCCUGCCGUGUGUCUGGGGGUCUCCCUGCUCGUCUUCCUGCUGGGACGCACCGUCUUCAUUAACAAACCAGCGGAUGGCAGCGCCUUCACGGAUAUGUUUAGGAUUGUGGGCUCAGCAUUCUGCAGAGGACCCAGUGAACCUCACUUGCUCAGACCUAAACCCAGCCUGCUGGACGGGGCGAAGGUGACCUACGGAGGGAGAUUCCCGGAAGAGAAGGUGGAGGAAGUGAAAUCUCUGAUGAAGAUCCUGCCUGUCUUUCUGGCCCUCAUCCCCUACUGGACUGUCUACUUCCAGAUGCAAACCACGUAUUACCUGCAGAGUCUUCACCUGAGCAUCCCCGGCACUGAGGCUAAUGCUACAGCCAUUCACCCGAUGCGGUUCCAGUUCCCAGCGGCCUGGCUGACGAUGUUUGACGCGGUGUUGAUCCUGAUGCUGAUCCCUCUGAAGGAUAAGCUGGUAGACCCCAUGCUGAAGCGCAGGGGUCUCCUUCCCUCGUCUCUGAAGAGGAUUGCCGUGGGAAUGUUCUUCGUCAUGUGCUCCGCCGUCGCAGCAGGUAUUCUAGAGACGAAGCGGUUGGACAUAGUUCACUCUCUGGGGCCGAUCAGUCAGGUUCUGGGGGGAGUGACGUAUUACGCCGCUGAUCUGGCCAUAUGGUGGCAGGUUCCUCAGUACGUCCUCAUCGGCAUCAGUGAAAUAUUCGCCAGCAUUGCAGGUUUGGAGUUUGCGUACUCAGCAGCCCCUCGUUCCAUGCAGAGUGCUAUAAUGGGACUUUUUUUCUUCUUCUCUGGCAUUGGCUCCUUUGUGGGAUCUGGCCUGCUCGCCAUCGUCUCCCUCAAAUCCAUCGGCUGGAUGUCCUCACACAAAGACUUCGGUAACAUAAACGAAUGUAAGCUGAACUACUAUUUCUUCCUCCUGGCUGGAAUUCAGGGCAUCACCCUUCUCCUCUUCCUCAUUGUGUCGGUGAAGUACGACAAGCAGAAGCCCAGGGUGGGCAGCCAUCGGCCUUCGCUGGCCAGCUCAUGACACACACAUACAUAUAAACGUGCAGAAAACAGUCUCCCUUAGAAAUCCAGACAACUUUCUGAACUCCACACUAGAGCUGCACAAUGUGGAGAAAAUGCCAGUAUCAGGAUUUUAUUGUGGCAUGUUCUGAUUACAGUCAGGGGUGGAUGAAGUGCAACACGGCUGUUCCUGAGAGGAAGCACAAACACUCUUGGUCACAUACUGCUGGAGUAAAAGUAGAAGCAUUCUGAGUUCAUAUCGAUUUGAGUGAAAAAGCAUUUGCUUGUAUUUAACCCUCUAUUGCGCGAUGUUACCUCAGGGCAACAAACUCACUUUCCUCACUUUACAAAGACAUCACACAUAUUUAAAGACAACGACAGGAUUAAGAAUAAAGGAAAGAGUUUGAAUAAGUCAGUAAAAAAUACUCGGUCGCACUUUUAAUUAAGCCUUUUUUAACAUGCAGUAUGAAUUUUUUUGUUAUGAGAAUUUGCUGAAAUAUGUUUGUUGCCUAGAAGCAACACUCUGCGACAGAGGACUAGAUUUAGCCAGCCACAAGCCAGGUCUCACCACUUCAAGGAGAACAGCUUUAUAUCAUUUCUUCCCAUCAUCGCACAAUGUUGCCUCAUGGCAACAUACUCCAAACAGACCCCCGCACACAUUUUAUAAUAAUGGGUCUGAAAAAAUCAAGGACCACUUUAUACAAGAAAAGUGUAUUUCAUUUUUUAACAGCUCUUAUAAUACAUGCAGUAGAGGGUUAAGUAUCAAAAGUAGAAGUAAAAAAAAAAAAAAAAGUAGAAGUAAUAUUUUGCCAAAAGUGUUUGUACAGCAGUGUUAUCCACCCCUGAUUGUGAUGUAUCGUACCGUAUAUUAAAGGGUCAGUCAGCAAUGUGACAUGGUUAGCCUAAUUUUGACCAAAGUAAUAAACUUCUGUUGGAUUGCAGGAAUUCUUUGUUUCACUCAAAAUCUGGAACUGUGAUUGGUCAGAAUGCUCAUUUGAAGGCUCAUUAGUAAGGCUUAUUUGCAUAUUGUGAUAUCAGUAUUGCCGAAGCCAGUGUCACUAUAAUGAUCUACAGGUGAUGCAUUGUGCAGCCCUAGUAACCCUAGCACCCGCACCACCUGCACCACUCCCAUAUCGGCGCACUUCGGCAGGAGUCGGUGCCAAACGAUGUUUCUGCUCGACUUUUGGCUUUAUUUAUUUUUUGUGUAUUUCUUUGGGAUGUUUUGUAAAAAUUGGACGUGUAAUUGACCCUUCUCCUUACUUGAAAUAUGCAAAUAUGGUCAACUUUGGCUUCUAACUUCUGGAGUUUUCAGCUUUUUUUUAAAUUAAGGGCAUGUCCUGUUUAGCAUUUAGCAUUAGCAUUUGCCAUUUUCUAGCAAAAUCUCGUGCAGAAAUGAAUUCGUAGUGUUGAGGGUUUUUAGUAUCGAUUGUAAUGAUUAGCGUGUUUCUGUGGUUUGUAUGAGACUGAAAGUGCAUUACUGAAAUUAUUUCAUAUUCAUUCAAGCCUCAAAAUGAGAAUUUUUGGCACACUUUGUGGCAUUCGCAGUUUCAUAUCACUGUUGGCGGAAGAAAACCUCGUAUCUCCAUUUUUGACGAAUUUUUGUUUUUGACAUAAUUUGAAAGUGCCUGUUCUUUACAUUGUAUGUUGAUUUCAUAAUGAAUGGACUAAAAGAAAUGACCUUAAAUGUCUUGGAAAAAAUGGUCUGGUUCCAUUGACUUACAUUAAAAGUAAAGUAGGUUUUUUCCAUUUUGGAGAUACGAGGUUUUCGUCCCAGAACACCGAUAUGCUAAUAUAUAAUGGACCUGUUUGACCUGCAGAGAUAAACUUAAUCCUUAAGUAAAAUCCAAAAGUACAGUUUGGUGUAAAAUUAAAAGUACCCAGUUUUCCACUUAAUCCAAAUGAAAUCAAUCAGCCAGGACAUAUAUGGAGUCCCAAUUUAGCUACUUUAAUUUAGUGCUGGAGCUGUGAGGAUGAUGUCACUAACACUAGAAAUCACAAGUCACCCAAAUCCUUUCUGGAAAAACUCCCCAACCUGCUGUGUUCAGCUGCACGUUUUAGCUCAUAAUGAGUCAAAGUCCUGCAGAGAAGAUUUAGGUGACUAUUGACUUUUAGUGUAUUCAGCAACGUUAGCCUCCAGCUCCAGCACUAAACUACAGAAGCAAACUUUUGACACCAGAUGUGUCUCAGCACAUCGAAAACAUCUGGGUUAAGUGUAAAAUUGCAGGCAUAACAUUUUUCACCAAACUAUUCCUUUAAGUAAUAUUCUCAGCUUUAACAUUGGCUAAAACAUGAAGUAAAAACUGGAAUUUUAAGACAUUUGUGGGUACAUAACUCUGUUUCUGAGCCCUUUUUGCCUGUGUUUGGUUUUUUGAGGGGUUAUUACAGUGCAAAUAAGUCUUUAUAGUACAAAGUAGUGCAAAAAUGACUGUAGACUGGAAUUUUCUAUGCGUUGUGGUUCCACACUAGUUUUAAACUCAUACUUAUGUACUUAGUGCCUUUACUUCCCUGAGAAAACGAGUGCAUUAAAUAUACUUUAUCUUUACCACAUGAAUACAAUAUAUACAUCAGCACUGUUACUGCCAGAGGUGAGGAAACUGACACAAUAACAGUGUUGAUUUCAUUUUAUUAAGAAGCAAAUACUACUUACAUUUGAAUCAAGUAACUUCAGUCAAGAGUGGACUAACCAGCUGACCGUUCACGGGUCAUUUUCAGAGUUUUGGGAAAUGCUGGUUAAAACAUAAAACACUUAUCUAACUGUAAAGUUGUAAUAUUGGCAAAAUUGUUAUUUAUUUUAAAGGCAAAAAGUACCAUAAAGUACUACCGUACUCUGGGUUCAUCACGUGACUGUGUUUGAAUGGUGGUUCUUACUCAUUGAUUGCACUUGGAAGGUUUGGCUGUGGAGCAUUUUUACACUUAUAUUCAGAAAUGAAACAUUUGUGCAUUUAUUAUUAUUGUGUUUAACUUUGGAUUAACUUAGAAAAUCACAGCUGUUCACUGCAUUUUAACAUCUGUGUUCUGUUUUUGUUUGGUUCUAGUCGGUGCUUGGUUACGGUACUAAUACGUCUUGUCAUACACCAGUUACACGUUGUAAAUGUGGUAUAUCUACAGGAUAAAGCUCGAUUUCUUUCUUAACCCAUUAAUGUCCAUAUCUGAAGUUUUAAAGGGCCCAUAUGCUGGAAAACUGAACUCCCUUACUUUUGUUUGAAGUUCUGGUUCCAUUGACUUACAUUAAAUGUAAAGUAUCUUGUUUUAGGGAUACUAUAUACCAUCUGUGUAUCAUCCAAAGAAAGCAUGUUUCUCCAAAAUAGUAACUUUACAGGAGGAAAAAACCUACUUUUAAUGUAAGUCAGUGGAACCAGACGUCUUUCCAAGUAAUGCUGGAUCAUUUCUUUUGGUCCAUUCAUUAUGAAAUUUACAAUGUAAGGGUCAGCUGAUGUGUGAAAAAAUCAAAGGUACAUGGUUUUCUUUGGACAGCCAACAAAGCAAAAUCAGCCUGUUUGGAUUUCCUUUUUAUGUCACAAAAACCAAGGCAUGAAUCCACCUGUUUAGCCUUGGUUUCUGUGAUACCACAAAAACAAAAUAGGUGGGUUUCGGUCUGAUUCGGUCUCGAUGAGGCACAAUACAGUGCGGCCAAUCAGGACAGAGCUCAUUUACAUAGCUCAGUCUUAAAGGCGCAGUAAGAAAAACAGCCUUUGUCUUUCUAAUUGAAAAUAAUCACAUAAAAAUGAAUUCUGACCACACAGCUGUUGGAAGUGAUAUGAUACGUUGUAAAUGAUAAUAUCAAAUACAAAAAAAGCAUCACAAGUGCCAUUUAAAUUUCUUGUGGUCCGUAUCGCUGCUGUCCAAAACCUUGUACCUCUAUUUUUGUCCUUUUUCAGUUUUUAACAUAAUUUGAAAAUGCCUGUUCUCCUUUACAUGGUGCGUAAAUUUCAUGAAGAAUGGACCAAAAGAAACGGCCCAAAAUUCCUUGGAAGACGUCUGGUUCCAUCGACUUACAUUAAAAGUAAAGUAGGUUUUUUCCUUCACCUGUAAAGUCACCGUUUUGCGGAUAUGAGGUUUUCUUCUGUAAGCGGCGAUGUGCUCUCAGUUGUUCUCAAAUGGGAAGAAUGUUUUGAAAUCAGUCAUAUUGCAUUAAAUACAGUCUUAGUCUGAAUGAGAGUUUUAAGAGAACAAGAGAAAAUCCACAUUUGAUUGGGAAUAAAAGUAUGAAAAUGACCAUCCAAAACUCUCAAUUGGAAACUGCAUAUCUAAGGUUGGACAUGAAUGGGUUAAAUGAUUGAUUAUGCCACCUGUAAGGCAUUAGAGCACUAUUUCCACUGAUAUCAUACCAGACCUCACUGCCUUAUGGGUCUGUAUUAAGAAGGAGCUCCACCAAAUUUUCAAAAUUUGCAUGAUUAAAUGGUUAAGAUGUAAAGAAAGUCACUCUGAGUGGUUUGGUGUGAAAUGCUCUGUCAGAACUGUUCGCAGUGGUGGUGAUAGGAUGGGUGGCACUCCCGUUUUAAGAGCGAGUCUGAGUAGUUAUGCAGAAGGACUGUUUGAUUACGGGUGUAAUAUAAACACCGCAGUAUCAUCAGAUUAAAAACCUGGAGAUUUUACUAAACAGUCCGGAUUGAUGCGAGAAUUCAUCCCUGACGUCUCUGAUGUUGUAAAUGCUUAAGUAAUGAAGUUGCACUUCUGCCUGUUUACAGCUGCAGGUCACUUUAUCUCCUCUCAGGUUGAUGCUAAUAUGUUCAGCCCGAGUCAUUGUUGGGGUAUUAAAUGUGAAGGAUCACUCCUCUGAAGCUGUUUCCGCAGCUCUGGGACGAGCGAAGCCAUGUCUGAGAUUAAACGCUUGAUUUUACCUGAAAAGAUGUUUGUAGGAGAAAAUAGUUUUUCUUUUUCUGCUUUUGAAAUGUUGAUGCUUUUACUCUGAAACUGAGACUGAUGACUGUUUGUAUUUGUUCAUUAAAACUUUAUUAAAUCUCA
This is a messenger RNA of Pygocentrus nattereri (red-bellied piranha), 6981 nucleotides long. RefSeq names its product solute carrier family 15 member 4 (gene slc15a4). Lineage: Eukaryota; Metazoa; Chordata; Actinopteri; Characiformes; Serrasalmidae. Gene Ontology annotation, molecular function: transmembrane transporter activity. Bases 305 to 2038 code for a protein of 577 amino acids. The transcript has 9 exons. Gene Ontology annotation, biological process: transmembrane transport; oligopeptide transport. The record is from RefSeq and is a predicted model, not a curated record. Gene Ontology annotation, cellular component: membrane.